UUAACUUUGAUUGGGAUUUACACGGAUUCUUCUAUGGCCUAAACUCUUGUACUCAGCAUAGACUCUAUCAUGUUUAUGAUGGAGAGUAUAAAAGCAGUUGUUAUAAAAUAUUCAACAUUUAGUCUAUCAGAGUAGAUAUAUAUGGCUAUAACAUGGCGUCCGUUACCGAAGAAAAUGUUUCUGAAAUAUUAUCACUCUGUUGUCCCCCUCCUCUUCUAAGACAUACACUGGAAGCCAUCUUUAUUCUCCUUGGAUACUCGUCUACUGAGGCCAGGAACUGGAAAUUUAUAAGGGAGAAGUUAGCAAAACCGACUUCAGCUCCAGACUCGUUUUUGAACCAGUUAAAAGAGUUUCAGGCCGAUAAAUGUGAUCCGUCUUCAGCAAGGAAAGUCAAGGCUUUGCUUAGUGUUGUUACAGUAGAUUCGGCCAAACAAGUCAGCUUGGCAGCAUCUUAUCUAGCGACUUGGGCAAUAAACGCAGUAGAAGACUGCAAAGCAGCAGGAAAACUCCAAGGCCCCGCCUCAUAGCGUCAUAUGAGAGGUAAAUGUCCGGAAAAUACGACAAUAAAAAACAAUUUUAUUUUUGAUAUCACAAAACUGUAAGAGCUGCGAGUAUUUCAUAUACCAAUAAAAUGAUGAUUGUAUAUCGGUACUUUGUUACAAAUUGAUGAAUGCAUCUCAGUUCUUUGUUAUAAAAAGAUGAAUGUAUCUCA
Messenger RNA from Saccostrea echinata, 712 nucleotides. RefSeq lists its product as uncharacterized. The record is from RefSeq and is a predicted model, not a curated record. Lineage: Eukaryota; Metazoa; Mollusca; Bivalvia; Ostreida; Ostreidae. The coding region runs from base 153 to 527 and encodes 124 amino acids. The transcript has 4 exons.